UCGAUAGAAGUUGACAAAAUUGUAGGCUGCCGUUAGCCAACACUUUUUUGUGGCCAAUUAACAAAUUGUAUCCUAUUUUUGUUGAAAUUAUCACUGAAAAAUAUUGAACAACCAGGAAAAUCCGAAGGGUGUUAAACGCUGGUCACCUGGGCUUACAUAGGAGGCUAUAAUCGACAUGGCCACGCUUCCGCCGCGCAAGAGCCAGACGCCUACGAGGAUCUGCAUCUCUAAACAGCACCUAACACCGCUCCAAACAUUGCUCCAAAUGGGAUUUCCCAGGCAUAGAGCGGAGAAAGCUUUGGCUUCAACAGGGAAUCGGGGAGUCCAGAUUGCCUCGGAUUGGUUGCUGGCCCAUGUCAACGAUGGCACCUUGGACGAGUGCGCCCCUAGGGAGUACAUUAUAUAUGCCUGUCCCACGGGUCCUUUUCUACAGCAGCUGGAGGAUUUCUGGGCCAAGUCGCGCCAAAUGUGCGGUUGGAAUGGAGCACACAACUACGUGCCUCACAUAACCCUGGUCUCGUUUUUUAAGGCCCCUGAUGAGUGCUCGCUGCAACUGUCCAAGGCUCUCAAACAGGUGGUGGACAUGACGGGCGCAUUGUUGGAUCGCCCUCUUAAGCUGGAGCCCUACAUGAGCCAGAACUUCAUGGGCUUCUUCGUGGCCGAGGAGGAUGCCAACUAUCUGAAACGGCUGGCCCUGCAGUACGUCAAGGAGGUGUCCAACUCAAUCAUUAGCGAUACCUAUGAGCAGUUGGACGCCAUUGUGGCCUGCUUUCCCUGGUGCGGUGCUGUCUCCUCGGGCACCCGCUGCAUUCCGCGCAGCAGUCGAUCUAUCUCACUCGAGCCACACGUAAAGAGCCUGCACCUGACGCUUGCCUACCAGUUUCCGCAGGCACAGUUUAAUGCACUGAAAGCACUCGUGGAGACCUUAGACGCUGGCUGCGCCUCCAAUUGGGAACUACGUCUAUAUUCCCGCGAUCCUCGGCUCGCCACCAAACAAGUACAGAAGGUAGUUUAUCCACACAACCCGCACGAGACGGAUGAACUGGAGCUCCGCAUUGGCGAUUAUAUCUACUUGAACACUGAGGUGGUGGACAGUUCCAGUGACGGUUGGGCCGAAGGCAUAUCUUGGUUGACCGGAAGCACUGGCCAUUUGCCUGUCAAUUACACCGAGCGCACGGCCGAAUCGGACGCCUGGACCCUGCAUCGCGUGGUCCAACUCUCCAAGAGCGUAGCCUCUUCUUUGACUUCCGCCGAGGAUCUCGACAUUGUGGACGGACGCAGUAUAUCUACGGAGCCCGAGGAACGCCACAACACAGCACAUCCCGAUAUAAUUGAAGGCUCUUCUUUUGAGGAAUCCGAGCAGAGUGUGGAGAAGUAUUUGAGACAAACCUUGAAGCCCUGCCUGGAACUGCCCUCCGUGCAAUUGCUCAACAGCCACAACCUAACCCAUCAGCACAACCCAAACACGCCCACGAUCGAGAUUACGACCAAUAUGUCUUCUUCCUCCACCUCCGCGUCCAAGCAAGCGGUGGACGAGAUUUUGGUGGAACCACCGGUAGCACAGCCUCCGCGUCCAGAUGACACACUUAGUGUGCACUCGGACCACUCCUUGCAUCCUGGAUCUCUUGACGCCUCGCAUGCCAAGAAUAGAAAGAUCUACAUUAUGCGGCAUGGCGAGCGAGUCGACUUUACUUUUGGGACAUGGAUUCCAUACUGCUUCGAUGAGUUUGGAAACUACAUGCGGAAGGAUCUAAACAUGCCCAAGACGCUGCCUCGUCGAAAGAACAGUCCCGAGGGCUGGCAGAAUGACUCGCCGCUGACCAAUGUGGGUGUCUAUCAGGCCAAUCUUAUUGGUCAGGCUUUGCUUGAGGCUGAAGUCCAGAUCGACCAUGUUUACUGUUCGCCGUCGUAUCGCUGCAUUCAGACUUGCACCAGUGCACUGGAGGGGCUAAAGCUCACGGGCAAGCAAAAAAUCAAGCUGGAGCCUGGUCUGUUUGAGUGGAUGGCCUGGUAUCCGAGCGGUGUCCCCGACUGGCUGACGAAGAACGAGUUAACCGAGGCCAAGUACGAGGUUGAUCUGAAUUAUGAGCCGGUGCAGCCUUCGUCUGAGCUAACUGCUCGCUUAAAGGAGUCCACCGAGCAGUUUUACGAACGUAACCAUGACGUUAUCCUCCAGCUGUUGGAGCAGACAACUGGCAAUAUUUUGGUUGUGGCCCAUGCCACCACACUGGACACUUGCUCGCGGCAACUAACCGGUGGAGUUCCACGCAGCACGAACGAAUUGCGCCAGGUCAUCCACAAGAUCCCCUACUGCAGCCUGGCAACGGUGGAACAGGUGGACGGCGUCUGGAAGCUGGUUGAACCCGAAUGUCUUCCGGUGACGCACUCAAAGAAUCCGCGGUUUGAGUGGAACGCCUUGUCGGCCACCUAGUGCCAGUGCUUAGAGCAGUUUCUCUGCAAGCAUUGAGACUGAUUGGAAUGGACUUGGGGGUGAAUCACACGCUGAAGGAACUAUACGUAAAUUUUUUGUUCGCUUAGCUAUUUGAAAUCCGUUGAUUUUCUGUUUAGAAAUUGGCUUUGCAUUAAGUUGAUUGUACUGCCAUACAAAUGCGAAGUAAUUUAGAUGUACACUUAUGAUGCAAAGCGUUGGAAUGCGAUUUUGCUGCGGUGCAUAAACAAUCCAUCUAUUAUAAUUGCCCUGCUUGUUGGGAAGUUAUUGCGACGGACUCAUACUUUAUUGCAAUCAAAGCGAUCUAUUGACUAUAUAUUGAAUAUAUACAUGUAUACCGUAUGCCAGUAAUUAUACUAAUUGAGCGCUAGCUCGCCGCUUUAGCCAUAGAUUAACUUGCCCUGUUACUAGCUUAGUUGUUAGAUCGUUUGAUUAGCCUUGCUGCGUAACGCAGCUUUUUUGUAGCCAUUUAUCCAAGAGGCAGACUUUUCUUAGCAACUUGUUGAGACUACUCCGUACGUAAAGCCCAAACAUAUAUCGAUAUUAUCGACUAGAUUUAGAAGUACAAAACCAUGUAACAACGCACAACAUAAUGGAACAAUAAACAGUACACAUUGAACACGUGUACGAGUAAUGCCAAAACAUUGAGGUGUAAACUCCAUUUCGCUUCCACGAUUCCCAAGAGGAAAGACGGACGAUAUUUUGCAUUGUCUUGUGCGACUCGGAAGGGGUCGACCUUUAUUUAAUGCGCAUAGAAUUAGAAUUAGUAAUGUAAUUGGUUUAGUUGUUAAAUCUAUAAUAUAAUUGCUGAACAUUUUACUUGAAUUA
Drosophila erecta is the source of this 3277-nucleotide messenger RNA. It is a transcript of the gene Epp, whose product is annotated as protein UBASH3A homolog. Gene Ontology annotation, molecular function: protein binding. The transcript has 8 exons. Lineage: Eukaryota; Metazoa; Arthropoda; Insecta; Diptera; Drosophilidae. Bases 176 to 2431 code for a protein of 751 amino acids. The record is from RefSeq and is a predicted model, not a curated record.